Messenger RNA from Tremella mesenterica DSM 1558, 3927 nucleotides. RefSeq lists its product as uncharacterized. The transcript has 31 exons. Gene Ontology annotation, molecular function: ATP binding; ABC-type transporter activity; ATP hydrolysis activity. Lineage: Eukaryota; Fungi; Basidiomycota; Tremellomycetes; Tremellales; Tremellaceae. Gene Ontology annotation, cellular component: membrane. The coding region runs from base 1 to 3927 and encodes 1308 amino acids. Gene Ontology annotation, biological process: transmembrane transport. The record is from RefSeq and is a predicted model, not a curated record.
AUGCGUAGGAACCGUUCACGCCGUCCAUCCGAAGCCGCCCUGCAAGUUUACGCCGAAAACGUCAACAAAUACGGCAAGAAAACUGCAAAGAAGAUUUCUGAGGGAAAACUGGCUAUUGAGAAUGGCAAGAAAUAUGACAUGUCACUCUGGAAAUCAAUCUACCUCACACUUUGGCCAAAAUGGUGGAUGGCUGUUGCUCUCAAUGGUGCUGGUGGUGCACUGAGGAUCUGUGCUCCAUUAAUCACAAGGCUUCUCAUUGAGCAACUCAUUCUUGCACAUGCCUACCACCUUGCCUCUGUUUCUGGUCAAUCCACUGCUGACCUUGAGAGGCCUAAAUCGCUUGGCUAUGGCAUUGGCUUAGCUUUCAUCAUGUUUCUCAUGCAGAUUGUCAGUGCUGGUUUCCUCUAUGUGGAAAUGCAAGCUGCACUUUCCAUGGGUUGUACUACAAGGGCGGCAAUGGUUGAUGUCAUCUCUCGUAAAUCAAUGCGCCUCUCCCCCAAAGCCAGACUGGAAAUGACCAAUGGUCGGAUCACUCAAAUGGUCACUGCAGAUGCCUCCUACCUUGACUGGGUACUUCCUGCCACUGUUGAUUUACCUGUUCAGCCUGUUAUCAUCCUUGUUGGUAUUGGGCUACUGAUUUAUACCCUUGGCUACUCUGCCCUAGUUGGACUUGGGGUACUGUUCAUUGCAGCACCAUCGCAAGGAUUCAUGUUUAAAAAGUUGCUCAGUUACCGCAAGUCUCAAGAGAAGCUUGUGGAUUCAAGAGUCAGACUUCUUACUGAGACAAUCAACAACAUCAGAGCUGUCAAGCUAUAUGCCUAUGAGAAGCUCUUUUUGGACAAAGUCUCUGCAAUUAGGAAGAGAGAACAUGCUAGGUUGAAGAAGUUUGGUUUUGUGAGAUCAGCUGUGUGGGCAACUUUUGACUUAGCUCCCGUUCUUGCUGCUGUUUUGACUUUCAUCACCUAUGGUGCAACAGGACAUUCACUCAAUCCCGCCAUCAUAUUUUCUGGGCUCCAGAUGUUUUCUGUUCUGAAGCAACCUAUAUCCCAACUGCCAAUGAUUUUAUCCUCAGUCAUGGAUGCCCUUGUGGCUCUUGGAAGGAUAAGCCAGCUUCUCAAGUCUGAGGAUCUUCCCCAUGACCUUCACAUUGACCCACAUGCAAAGUACUCAAUCGAAGUUGUGGGUGACUUUCAAUUUGAAACAAGUAAGGCUAAGAAGAGCAAAUGGCCAUUUAGCAGGAAUACUACUCCAGAGCCAGAUGAGAAGGAGGAAGAACAGGAGCAAAUUCCCUUCUCCUUGAUUGGCAUGGACCUCAAAGUCCCACAAGGUGCCCUUGUAUGUGUAGUAGGCCGGGUUGGAACUGGUAAAACAGCACUUCUUCUUUCCAUGCUGAAUGAGAUGAGGCAGAAGAGAGGUCAUGUCAAAUUUGGAGGUCCUGUUGGUUAUGUAGUACCUCAACACGCAUGGGUCCAAUCAGGUACAAUCAGAGACAACAUUACUUUUGCCAGCAAACCAGAAGAUGUCUGUCCUGACAGGGUCAAUAGUGUCAUUGAUGCCUGCUGUCUCCGACCUGAUGUGGAAAUGUGGGCUGAUGGCGAUCAAACCCAGAUUGGUGAGAAGGGCAUUACACUCUCUGGUGGACAAAGACAAAGAGUGUGCAUUGCCAGGGCAGCCUAUGAUACUGGAAGUAUUGUCCUAUUGGAUGAUCCUCUCUCAGCUGUGGAUGCUCAAGUUGGUCUGCACCUCCUGCACAACUGUAUCCUCAAUGGACCUCUAGCGGACAGAACAAGGAUUCUAGUGACACAUCACCUUGACGUUCUACCUCAUGCAGACCUCAUCCUUGUCAUGGACAGGGCUGAGAACAAUGUGGGUAGAGUCGUUCAGCAAGGGACAUACACUGAGCUCUGUGCAACACCAGGUAUAUUCAGAACCCUGAUAGAUGAGUUUGGUUCAGCAAAUCACAAGUCAGAGCAUCCCCAGACUGAAGACCAAGUCCAAGAUAAAGAUGACAGUCAAAACAAAGACAAGAGCAACAAUGAGCAAAAUGAUAGCAAUAAAGCCCCCGGUGGCACUGCAAAGUUCAUGUUGGAUGAGGAACGUCAGAUUGGUUCUGUUGGAUGGGCUGUCUACAGAGAUUACCUCAGAGCUACUGGCUCUUGGCUCUGGCCAGUACUGGCUGGCUUCCUUCUCCUUGGUGAGCAAGGAGCUUUAGUCUCCACAACCCUGGUUCUUGGUUUUUGGUCAGAGCAGAUAUUCACAGGCUGGACAGAAGGGGAUUAUAUGGCACUUUAUGCUGCUGUUGGAUGUUCUGUGGCCUUUUUCACUUGGUCAACUGGUUUCACUAUGAUUCUUGGUGGAAUCUCUGCAUCAUAUCACAUGUUCAAUCAGGCAUGGUACUCAGUUAUGAGGAGUCCCACUAGCUGGCAUGAUAGAACACCUGUGAGUACAGCUCUGUUUAUCAAUGAUGACUUGCUGAACACCAGACUGGCAGAAUCACCAGCCGCCUAUAUCCAGAUGCUUGAUGAUAGAAUGGCCCCUCUGUGGUACAAUUUUCUCAGUAGUGCUCUCUCUGUUGUGGGCACCUUUGCCCUCAUCAUUUAUACAUACCCUUACUUAGGUCUGGCAUUCAUCCCCCUCCUGUUUUUCUUUUAUCUCUGUGCCUCCUACUACCGCAAGACCUCCAGAGAGCUGAAGCGACUUGACUCUUUACUCAGAUCUCAUGUUUAUAGUGCUGUAGGAGAGCAGUUGGCUGGUCUGACAGUGAUACGAGCAUUUGGCCAGCAGACAAAUUUCCAGCACAGACUGCAGUCCUCAAUUGAUGGGCAGAAUAGAGCUUAUAUUCUCUCUAUCACUUUGCAAAGAUGGCUUGCUGUGCGCUUGGUGGUUUGCAGUCAGGGUCUUGUCCUGCUUAUUGCAAUCUUUGGGGUUGCCUUCAGGAACACAGUCAAUGCCUCAAAGUUUGGUGUUGUGCUCACUUACGCAGCCUCAACUGCCUCAAUCCUCAACAGUCUAGUGCCCCUUUUUGCAACAUGUGAAGGGGAAAUGUUUGCUCACCAGCAGAACAAUGUAGAAAGAGUUCAGCAUUACAUGAGGCUUGAGACAGAAGCAGAUCCAGUUCUACCAACUGACCCCUCCCCAGAAGAUCCCUGGCCCUCUAUGGGUAAAGUGGAAUUCAAGGAUGUCCAACUUCGCUACCGUCCAGAUCUUCCAUUAGUCCUCAAACACACAAACUUCAUCAUCAAAGCUGGAGAGAGGGUGGGAAUCAUUGGAAGGACAGGAGCUGGCAAGAGCAGUAUUGCCCAAGCCCUCUUCAGGACAGUUGAACUCUGUGGUGGGUUGAUUGAGAUUGAUGGAAAAGACUGUAAGCAAUUGGGGCUAGAGACUUUGCGCACAAGGCUUGCAAUCAUACCUCAAGAUGCUUUCCUCUUUGAAGGGACUGUCCGGCAAAACAUUGAUCCCAGUGUUGGUACUAAGACAGAUAAUGCCUUAAACCAAGUCCUGGACUUAAUCCACAGUAAUCCCCGGUGUUCUGCAAGCCUUUCAGAGAAAUUCCAAUUGGAUGUGCAGGUUCAAAAUGAGGGAGCAAACUUCAGUGCUGGAGAAAGGCAACUCUUGGCUUUGCUGAGGGCUCUUGUGAGAGGCUGUAAAAUCCUCUUGCUUGAUGAGGCAACUUCCUCCAUGGACCCAGAGACUGAUGCCUUGAUCCAGACAAUCAUUCAAACAGAAUUCUCUGAUAUCACGCUCAUCUCUAUUGCACAUAGGCUGCAGACAGUAGCAUACUAUGACAGGAUCCUUGUGAUGGAUGCUGGACAAGUAGCAGAGUAUGAUACACCAUUGGCCCUGUUUGAUGAGCCAGGCUCUGUAUUCAGAUCUCUGUGUGAGAAAAAGGUGCGUGACCACCAUCAUCUACUAUGGCUGACCUCCUAG